Messenger RNA from Arabidopsis lyrata subsp. lyrata, 1841 nucleotides. Its product is annotated as probable glycosyltransferase At5g03795. The transcript has 4 exons. The record is from RefSeq and is a predicted model, not a curated record. NCBI's taxonomy places the organism in Eukaryota, Viridiplantae, Streptophyta, Magnoliopsida, Brassicales, Brassicaceae. Gene Ontology annotation, molecular function: glycosyltransferase activity. The coding region runs from base 92 to 1651 and encodes 519 amino acids.
AAAAAAGUUAAAAUAAAACUCUCUUCUUUAAUUUUGAUUCUUCGUCUUCUUAUUUCUUCUCAAAGAAAGAGAUAUUAAGCGUGAGAGAGAGAUGGGAGAUGAAGAUGUUGAUGGGAAGUGUAGAAACAUGUCUGCAUGUUCCUCAACGACUUCGUAUUCAACUAAACUCUUUCUCUUCAUGGUUCCUCUUGUUGUCAUUUCUGCUUUCGUCUUUGUAAAUAUUGGUCCUAAAACUCCAACUUCUUUCUUAACCUCUUUGUCCACUUCUUCUCAUCAUCUCCCUCCUUCUCCGUCUCUGCCUCCGGCUCCGGCGCCGGCGCUAUCUCCUCUGCCACCGGAGAUGCUUCCCUCGUUGUCAGCAUCAUCUUUAUCUACUAAAGUGGAAUCUAUUCAGGAUGAUUAUAAUCGCACGAUUCAAAUGAAUCUGAUCAACGUUACUACAACGAGUAGUAACGUCACUUCUACGGCAUCAUUGGAACCAAAGAAGAGAAGAGUUCUUAGCAAUUUAGAGAAGAUCGAAUUCGAGCUACAAAAAGCUCGAGCCUCCAUUAAAGCCGCUUCGAUGGAUGAUCCCGUGGACGACCCGGACUAUGUUCCUCUUGGUCCUAUGUAUUGGAACGCGAAGGUCUUUCAUCGGAGUUACUUGGAGAUGGAGAAACAAUUCAAGAUAUAUGUGUACAAAGAAGGCGAGCCACCGUUGUUCCAUGACGGUCCAUGCAAAAGCAUCUACUCUAUGGAAGGAAGUUUCAUCUAUGAGAUGGAAACCGAUACGCGUUUCCGGACCAAUAAUCCUGACAAAGCACAUGCUUUUUAUUUACCCUUUAGUGUUGUCAAGAUGGUAAGAUACGUGUAUGAACGCAACUCCCGCGAUUUCAGCCCCAUCCGAAAUACAGUCAGGGAUUACAUCAAUCUUGUGGGUGAUAAAUACCCAUAUUGGAACCGCAGCAUCGGAGCCGAUCACUUCAUACUUUCUUGCCACGACUGGGGUCCUGAGGCAAGCUUUUCUCAUCCACAUUUAGGACAUAAUUCGAUUCGAGCUUUAUGUAAUGCCAACACGUCAGAGAAAUUCAAACCAAGAAAAGAUGUGUCAAUACCGGAGAUUAAUCUACGGACAGGAUCAUUAACUGGAUUGGUCGGUGGGCCAUCACCUUCCAGCCGUCCAAUCCUUGCCUUCUUUGCAGGGGGUGUACACGGACCGGUAAGGCCAGUCCUGCUCGAACAUUGGGAGAACAAAGAUAAUGACAUUAGAGUCCACAAGUAUCUCCCUAGAGGAACGUCUUAUUCUGACAUGAUGCGGAACAGCAAGUUCUGCAUUUGUCCGAGUGGUUAUGAGGUUGCGAGCCCGAGGAUCGUGGAAGCACUUUACUCGGGUUGUGUCCCGGUUCUGAUAAACUCAGGCUACGUUCCUCCUUUCAGCGAUGUAUUGAACUGGAGAUCGUUCUCAGUCAUCGUUUCAGUGGAAGACAUACCGAAUUUGAAGACGAUAUUGACAGCGAUAUCGCCGAGACAGUACCUAAGGAUGUACAGAAGAGUUUUGAAGGUAAGGCGACAUUUUGAAGUGAAUUCUCCGGCCAAGAGGUUUGAUGUGUUUCAUAUGAUUCUUCAUUCGAUUUGGGUAAGGAGAUUGAAUGUGAGGAUCCGUGAGGUCUAAGUUUGGUCGGGUGUGUUUAAUAAAUUUGUCAGAUUUUUGUCUGUUUAGGGUGUGUAAUACAAAUAACUGGAGUUUUCAUGUGUCAUUAUUGUGAAAUCAUUAUUGGUGUUUUCAUGUGUCAAAUAUGUUGAGUGUUUUAGUUCAUUAAUUUUGUAAUAAGCCAAUAAUGAUUAUAUUUGCAUAUUUUUAA